GGAGAGGCCAUUGGUUUUGGGGGCGGGGAGUUAGGGAACCAGGGGAAACCUGGACCACUUUUAAUUUUUCAGGCAGGAGCUUAGGAAACUCAUAUUUUUAGUCCCAAAUCACCGUUCUUUGGCAUGUUAGUUGUGAUGAAUGAGGGUCCCUGACUUGUUUCAUUUUUUAAAAAGUGAUGCAUGGCGUGUAGUUUCGGGGAGGAAAGGAGGCGAUUGGUGGCAUAAAGUUUUCUUUAAAAUUUUCAUUUCAGUCAUUCUGUAGUGUGUACUGAAAACUAAACGUGUCUCAGGUUGUGUAAGCCUUAGGGACAAGGCCUUGCAUAAUGGGGAUCUUUUGUGGGCCCUCUCCCAAACCCUCAACACCAGGAACCUUCACAUCGCUGUUGGGGUGACUGUUGUAUGAGUGGAUUCCCGCAAACCCAAGCUGUGCACCCACUGGCCAGCUAGCUAACUAGUGGACAUUUGGGGGAAGCUGGAAAGGAAGUAGAGGAGACCCUUGGUCUUGAAUUAGCGGUAUAAUGGGUUAAAUUCUGCAGCACAAGAAUAGACAAGUGGCAGACAAAAAAGCAUUGCUUUUUACAUAAAUACUCCAACACGGAUGAUCUUAAGCCAGGAGAUCAGGGAGGGUAGCUUGGGUGGAAGUGGGAAGGAAAAGGGGUAAAGGGGUUCUAGGAAGUUUCCCGAUGUGAUUGACAUUGGUUUUACAUUAGAGAUGAACACUUUCAUAAUUCAGAUUUGCUUUCCAGAUCGUCUGAAAUGGUACUUGGGUAACAAAACAUCUGCCCAUGAAAAUUUCUGAAUUCUGUCAAACAUCAGUGGCUGCCAUCAUUUUGAGAGGUUUUAUAAAAAGACAAUAUAGUCAGAUCAACUAUACUUCAAUAAAAUAAAUUAAAAAAAUAUAUAGUGUGGUCAACUUUUGGCUAACUGCUGAAGUGUAAUUACCCAUGUCAGUUUAAAAAUAAUAUCCUGAUGUUCAUAUAUACAGAAUCCAGUGUUUGUAAGGGAAGAUGAUCAUGACUAAUACCUAGUUGUGGCUUUUUGUGUUUCUGUACGUUAUAGACGCUGGCAAAGACUGAGAGAUUAUCAUCUUCAUCCUUCAGUUCUUUGGCAGGACUUUGACUUAAGCCGUGCCAGAAGAGAGUGCCUAUCCUUAAAGAACCUUGGUUUAUCUUUUCAAUAUUAUGAGUUGUCUGGGAAAACAGUACUUUCUAAUGAAAUGUAGUUGUCAUUCUCUGGGCUGAUGAUUGUACAUACACAAGUACUUUGAGAUCCUUUUGUGGGAGAGUGACCAAGCAAUGAAUAGCGACUUAGUGAAAUGAAGUAGAGAUUGUAUACAGUACUUUGAAAACCUACCUAUAGAAGGUUGUUCCGUGAUCUGUCUCAUUUAUUCAUUUCAGCAUUUUUCAGUCCCCAAUUAAGUCAGUCCUGCAGUUACAGCCCAUUUCCUGUUGUACUUUCCUUCUCUGAUAUGUCCUAUUUCCUUCUGUAAUGCAUGGUCUUGUGAGUACACUGCAUUUGCUCCUUUUGACGUAGUGGUGCUCACUGAAUUAUUCCUUUUCUGUAUAUAUAAAAGGAGUGAGAUUCAAGCAUGAGGAAGCAAAAUUGUGGUACAAGGAUACUUGUAUUACUUUGCUUCUGCUGACCAGCCCUUAAACCCUUUGGGCUCCUUUGUCCCGUGAAUUAUUUCUCUUCCCUUAUGUAUUUGAAAUGGAGAGCAUUAUGGUUAAUUCAUUUUGGGGGGUGUGGAUGGGAUGGAUUGCCAUUAAAAGAAAACAUUUGUAUUUGACUCUGUGAAAAGAUACAUCUCUUUUUAAAAACUUUGUAAUAGGGACAUUUAUUCUUUUUUUAUUUUUUUAACAGUCAAAUUUUUAGAAGUUAUCAAACCUUUCUGUGCAGUUCUACCAGAAAUUCAGAAACCUGAAAGGAAAAUCCAGUUUAGAGAGAAGGUACUAUGGACUGCUAUAACUCUCUUCAUCUUCUUAGUAUGUUGUCAGGAACGUUAAUGGAAUUGGGUAUCUCCCCAAUUGUAACAUCUGGUUUGAUUAUGCAGUUGUUAGCUGGAGCCAAAAUCAUUGAAGUUGGAGAUACACCCAAAGAUAGAGCCCUAUUCAAUGGAGCCCAGAAACUAUUUGGUAUGAUCAUUACCAUUGGGCAAGCCAUUGUGUAUGUCAUGACGGGCAUGUAUGGGGAUCCCGCUGAAAUGGGUGCUGGAAUCUGUCUCCUUAUCAUCAUUCAGUUGUUUGUUGCUGGUUUGAUUGUGCUGCUGUUAGAUGAGCUGCUACAGAAGGGUUACGGCUUGGGGUCUGGGAUUUCCCUCUUUAUUGCCACCAACAUCUGUGAAACCAUUGUCUGGAAGGCCUUUAGUCCCACUACCAUUAACACUGGCAGAGGUACCGAGUUUGAGGGUGCAGUCAUAGCUCUCUUUCAUUUACUGGCCACCAGGACAGACAAAGUUCGAGCUCUAAGGGAGGCUUUCUAUCGUCAGAAUUUACCCAAUCUCAUGAACCUCAUUGCUACAGUUUUCGUGUUUGCUGUUGUUAUAUAUUUUCAGGGAUUUCGUGUGGACUUGCCCAUUAAGUCGGCCCGGUACCGAGGGCAGUACAGCAGCUACCCCAUCAAGCUCUUCUACACCUCCAACAUCCCCAUCAUCCUGCAGUCGGCCCUGGUGUCCAACCUGUAUGUUAUUUCCCAGAUGCUGUCAGUUCGAUUUAGUGGCAACUUUUUAGUAAAUUUACUAGGACAGUGGGCUGACGUCAGUGGGGGAGGACCUGCUCGUUCUUACCCAGUGGGGGGCCUUUGUUACUACCUUUCUCCUCCUGAGUCCAUGGGCGCCAUAUUUGAGGAUCCUGUCCAUGUGGUUGUUUAUAUCAUCUUCAUGUUGGGAUCAUGUGCAUUCUUUUCAAAGACAUGGAUAGAGGUGUCUGGUUCCUCAGCCAAAGAUGUAGCUAAACAGCUUAAAGAACAGCAAAUGGUAAUGAGAGGCCACAGGGAUACCUCUAUGGUUCAUGAGCUUAAUAGGUACAUACCCACGGCGGCUGCGUUUGGGGGCUUGUGCAUCGGCGCCCUGUCGGUGUUGGCCGACUUCCUCGGGGCCAUUGGCUCGGGCACUGGAAUUCUGCUUGCAGUCACCAUUAUUUAUCAGUAUUUUGAAAUAUUUGUUAAGGAACAGGCUGAAGUUGGCGGGAUGGGUGCUUUGUUUUUCUAAAUGUUCCAGUAUUUUUGUGUGUGUGAAAGGGAAAAUAUUUUGACUCAUUGUUUUUGUCAGAUAAUGCUGGCUCCCCUUUUCUUCUCUCACAGUUUGUUUUCAAGUGUUGACCGUCUCAUUCCUGAAAUGGGCACGGAGCUAAGCCUGUGUGCAGCAUUAGUACCAGCUGCCUUAACAUUAAAGUUUACAUUAUUCAUUAAAAAACCUACAUGCAGUGUUGCCUGUGAUGCUGGAAACCAAUGUACCUGCCUUGCCAUGUUCGGUUGUGAUGGUGAGAUGGUGAUGUGGAUCAGUUUUGCACACAACAUUCAGGACACUCAGUAUUCCCCCCACUUGUUUAAAAAUAAAUGCAGUUCAAAUUGCCA
Orcinus orca (killer whale) is the source of this 3570-nucleotide messenger RNA. It is a transcript of the gene SEC61A2, whose product is annotated as SEC61 translocon subunit alpha 2. Gene Ontology annotation, molecular function: ribosome binding; signal sequence receptor activity; transmembrane protein transporter activity. The transcript has 10 exons. Lineage: Eukaryota; Metazoa; Chordata; Mammalia; Artiodactyla; Delphinidae. Gene Ontology annotation, biological process: SRP-dependent cotranslational protein targeting to membrane, translocation; post-translational protein targeting to membrane, translocation. The coding region runs from base 1952 to 3205 and encodes 417 amino acids. The record is from RefSeq and is a predicted model, not a curated record. Gene Ontology annotation, cellular component: membrane; Sec61 translocon complex.